This is a messenger RNA of Seminavis robusta, 1395 nucleotides long. NCBI's taxonomy places the organism in Eukaryota, Bacillariophyta, Bacillariophyceae, Naviculales, Naviculaceae. The record is from the annotation of a GenBank genome assembly.
AUGAUGAUGCUGGUCAAUGCCCUGCCCAAACAAGGCCUGAUCUCUGUGAACGAGUACUCCUGCGAUUCGACCAAGACCAUCAUUGAUAGCCGCAUCCUCUUUCUUCACUUCUUGGAAGAUGAUGACUCGAGUGUGGAGUUGCAGUUGCAGUUGCAGUUGCUGCUAGAUGAUGAUAAUCUGGUGGCAAUUCUAGAAGAAACCAUUCUGGAAUCGUACAACAAUCAGAGCUUUGUCUCCUGCGAUCUGCCUCAUUUUCGGACCAUGCAAAGUGUCACUCUGAUCCAAGACACUGACAGCAUGUUUGCCAACACAGAGCAGUACUAUGACUACUACUAUGACAGCCAAGGGAGAUCUACUAUUGUGUUGGCCUUUCAAGUUCAAGCUCAUUGCCGGAACUGUACAGACACCCAACCAUUGUUUGAAGAGUAUGUUGCAACUGCUAACAACAGCUCUACCACCACGGUGGGCCAGGCAACGGCAACCACAAAGGCAACACCAGCAAGCCCUCCAAAACUAACCUUUUCAACAACGAGGCAGGUACCUCUUGCUACUUUGGAUGAUGGGUCCUGUGUCUGCCCUAUCAGUGCUCGACCACAACCUAAUUUGCUGGCACAAGAAGAGUUCCUGCCAGUGCUCAACACAAACAUCAGGCUGAGUACUGGAUUCCCUUUGAUCAAUGCAUUCAGUCUGGCAGAGCUGCAAUCCAUUGACUGUGGCGACUCUGAGGACAUGCAGACAUUCACGUCUUCUUCUUAUGUUUCAGUGGAAAUGAGGAUUGGCGAGAGCCCAUCAGAUUCCGAGCUAAAGAAGCUGCAAACGGUUUUUAUGAAUACCUACAAUGAGCUCGCAUUUCAGUCGUGUGAUCCCAAUGUACGAACUAUCUCAGAAGUCUCUCUCCAGAUACAGUUUGAAAAAGACAGUGAACAGGAGCAGCAUGAUAUGGCUACGGCUGUCUUCUCCAUUGAAGGGCAAUGUCAGAAUAAUUGCCCAGUAACCAAGAGCGGGAGCCUAUCACUCUUUGAGGCCAAUUCUUCUGGGUUCCAGUUGCCUACACGGAGUCUCCACCAGAGGAAGCUGUCUACACGUACCAACAACCAGAAACAGUUUGAGUGGGAUGUAGUGAAACAGCACAGACAUUUGCAGGACUCUUGCCUCUGCCCCGCCAACAGCAACCCCAAAAACGGGGUCUCAGAAGGAGAAUUCCUGCAGAGCUUCCAGCAGGAGAUUGACCGGCUACAGGAAGAAGGAGAAAUUGAGGCCAUUGAACAUGCAGUGGAUCUUCAAGAAGCUCUACUUCCAUUGGUCAUGUCUGACACAUCCCAACCUAUGAACUCCAUUGUAUUCGAAAAGAUUGGCAUUCAUCACUUGCGAUGGACAUUUUCGAACUAUCAUUAA